Molecule: messenger RNA, 1581 nt
Organism: Alternaria incomplexa
Lineage: Eukaryota; Fungi; Ascomycota; Dothideomycetes; Pleosporales; Pleosporaceae
Exons: 2
Coding region: 1-1581 (526 amino acids)
Biological process (GO): peptidyl-serine phosphorylation; peptidyl-threonine phosphorylation
Molecular function (GO): ATP binding; protein serine/threonine kinase activity
Source: RefSeq, a predicted model, not a curated record
AUGUACUCCAACGAGAGUGCGCCUUACGCGGUCGCCGUGAAGACUUUCAGGAAAGGCACCAACGUUGCCGCUGAUGUGAGGCGAGAAGUGGACGCUUUAGCAAGGAUGAACCAGCUCGAAGAGGACCAUAUCGUUCUUUUCAUGACGUCAUUCCAACGUGGUACGCAAGAGAGCCCAGAAUACUACGUCUUGUUCGAAUGGGCAGAUGGUGGAAACCUCAGCGACUUUUGGAAACAUUACGACCCGGACCGAACGGCCUCACUCUUGAAGUGGGUAAUAGAGCAGUUGUGUGGACUUGCAAAAGCCCUGUCAAGAGCGCACAAUCUUGAGAACGGCGCUUCCUACCGUCACGGCGACAUAAAACCAGGCAAUAUUCUCUGGUUCCGGGGGAGUGCUGAGAGUGGCGAAUACGGUAUUCUCAAGAUAGGCGAUUGGGGCGAGGCAAAGAUUCACGAGGACAUUACUGCUUUGCGCCACGGGGAUACAACUGCCAAGUACGGUUCGCGAAGAUAUGAACCUCCAGAGACCGGCCUGCAGUCGCUGCUACCGGAAGGCUCUCGGCACGUACGUUCUCGGCUAUAUGACGUAUGGGGCAUGGGCUGCAUCAUGCUCGAAUUCACCAUUUGGCUUCUAUACGGCCUUGAAGAGCUUAGCGCGUUCAACAAGAGUAAUUUAGGACACUUCGGUAUUUCAUAUAUGUUUUACGAGAUCAGUGGCGAAAGGGCCGUGAAGAUACAUCGGGCUGUCGAACGCUGGAUGAAGCACAUGGCAAACGACCCCUCAUGUAGCCCAGGUGUAACGGCCCUCGGAGAUCUUCUACAAAUUGUUCGCACAGGUCUUUUGGUCGUCAAGCUUCCCGAAGCCAUCGAUCCAAAACCGCAAGCUGACGUCGAGUUGCCUCCGAACAAGGACAAUGAUAGUCCAUUCAUCAGCGUCACCGAGCCAAACUCCUCGGAUUCGGUCGCGGAUCAUGCACCGACAGAACUGGGGACUAGGUUCCGUGCCACUGACCUUGAGAGGAGUCUGCGUCGAAUGACUAAGAAUGGAGUAGUUGAACGCUACUGGCGCCGAGACCAAAACCCAAGGCCGCCACCAGUAGAAACUGCCGGUUCAGCUGAUCUACUGGCGCCUCCCACUAGGCGAAAGUCCCACGCGACUGGUGCUCGUGUCUCCCCAUACGAUAUGACCGACUAUGCGCACCCAUCUUUGGAUCCAGAGGAGUGGGAGUUUGUACUCGAUAACCAAUUUGUUACGAGGCUAAGUUCCCCGCUGCGGAAUGCCACAACUGUGCUUUCGCAUGAAGCUCCUCUGUCGGCGCAAUCGUGUGGCGUUUGCAAAGAUUUCGAGGCGCGACUGCCAGAUGCAAAUUUUGCAAUUACUUAUGAGACUCAAACACUCCGACAGAACGCACAAGAUGAGCGCUGCAAUCUGUGCCGCCUGAUAUGGCAGACCUGCGGGGACAAGAUACGCGGACAAAGUGAGAGGGUACAGUUCCAAAGGGUGGGUUCUACUCUGCGUAUGACAGGCACGAAGCAGCCGGUACUUACCGUACUACGGAGCGACGGUAAGCCACCGCUCUGA